AUGGAUGGUGCGAUGCGUCCACCCCCUGUGCCACAGAAGGCAAAGAGGCCGCAGGUGGCUCCGCCAGCAGAUGAACCGGCGCCAAAGCGUAUAGAGCUUGGGGAGGAGUUGCCAGAUGAAGUUUCGAGGGAGGACAUCCAGCAGAUGUUGGAUAAGGCUGAUGAACUUCAUGUGGAAGCCUUGACUGAGACUUCAUUGAAGCGCAUGCACCUCCAGUUCGAGCGAAAAGUGAAGCUCAACCGCGAGCUCAGAAUAAAGCAUGUGGACGAUCCAGACAAGUUUCUGAAAAGCGAAGUAGACCUUGAUGAGGAGAUCAAGAAGUUUACUUUGGUGGCCACCCACCCCGAGCUCUACGCAGCCUUGUUAAAGCUGGAAACAUUACCACUGCUCGUGGGCAUGCUCAACCAUGUGAACACAGACAUCGCCGUGGAUGUCUUUGAAGUGCUCAGUGAACUCACGGACCCAGAAGUCCUGAGUGAAGUCGAAGAUCCCGAGGGCUUCGUCAAGGCGAUCUUUGAUGCUCAGCUCUGCCAAAUGACAGUCGAUGUCCUCGCGCGCAUUGACGAGACUGUCAGUGAUGAAGAUUUCAAGGCCGUCACCAAUGGGCUGAGUAUGAUCGAAAACCUGGCAGACCUGAUGCCGCAAGAGACUUGUCGACAGUUCCUGGAGAUUCCCACUUUCCUUCCCUGGUUGAUCAAACGCUUGCGAGCGCAGGGCAUGGAUUACAACAAGGUGUAUGCCUCGGAAAUCCUGGGCAUUGUGCUGCAAAACUCUGAACGUGCACGAGAGGAGAUGGUGAAGCUUGAAGGUGUUGAUAAGCUUCUCCGCGGUAUUGCGGCAUACCGAAAACGUGACCCUGCUGACAGCGAGGAGGCAGAGUACGUUCAAAACAUGUUUGACUGCAUUUGCUCGUUGAUGCUCUUGAAGACCAAUCAAAUUGCGUUUGGCAGCUUGCAAGGGUUGGAGCUGAUGAUCCGUAUGAUGCGGGAGAAAGUCUUUGCAGCUACGCUGGCCUUGAAAUUGGUGGACCAUUCCUUGCGCCACUGCCCAGAGAAUUGUCAAAUUUUUGUGGAGAAGCUGGGGUUGAAGGUCCUAUUCGCGAUCUUCAUGAAGAAAGGAGCCAAAACCAAGAAACAAAGUGAAGCAAAAGAAGUCGAAGAGCACGUGACAUCGAUUGUCCAGUCGCUCUGCAGAUAUUGUACCGGAACACCAGUCGCAAGGGUCCUGAACAAGUUUGUGGAAAGCAACUUCGAAAAACUCGAGCGAUUGCUUGAAAUGCAUGAGGAGUAUCAUCGCUCAGUUCAGGAGGCCGACCGAGAACGCGAUCAGGGCUUGGCACAGAAGAUCGACCGCGAGCUCGAAGUCAAUGAAGAGGAGCAACUCUUCCUGGAUCGUUGCGAUGCAGGGCUAUUCACCUUGCAGCAGGUGGACCUGAUCCUUGUGCGCCUGGUCAACAUGGGCAAUCGGCAAGCUACUGAAGAGAUUGGAAAGCUGAUGGAUGUGAAAGGCGUGAAAUUGGAAGAGAUCAAGAAGAUCGUGUUGGAGUACUGCACCAAUUUGGGCCAAGAAGCGCAGGAGGAGAGGGGAGAAGUGAUCUCAUACCUGCGGGCUAUGCUCACCAGGUAUGGAGGUGACGCAAGUGCAGUUGAGGAGCCCGCAGUGGCCGGCAGCAAAACUCCAGAGGAUUUGGAUGGUGCAGUCACGCCUGAUGAAGCUGAUCCCAAUCAGGUGACUGAUGACGAAGCUCCGAAAGAAGAGAAGGAGACCAAGGAAAAGAAAGAUCGAACCAAGUGA
This is a messenger RNA of Cladocopium goreaui, 1794 nucleotides long. The record is from the annotation of a GenBank genome assembly. NCBI's taxonomy places the organism in Eukaryota, Dinophyceae, Suessiales, Symbiodiniaceae.